Messenger RNA from Punica granatum (pomegranate), 1143 nucleotides. The record is from RefSeq and is a predicted model, not a curated record. NCBI's taxonomy places the organism in Eukaryota, Viridiplantae, Streptophyta, Magnoliopsida, Myrtales, Lythraceae.
AUGGCCACCAACAUGGCUGAGCUGCUUGCCCUACUCAGAGGACCUAACCGAGCCUCUUCGAGCUCCACGCCUCCGCUGGGACCGGGGCCAACAGUCGACCCAACCCUGGAGGCUCCACCAGCUCAAGCUCCAGGAAACAUUGAGAUUCCCGUACCGCCAACGCUGCACACGUCCGCGGUCCACCCCUUCACCAACCCAUUUCCGCCGCCGCCGGCCCCCACGGCCGUCCCUCUUCCACCGGCGGCUUUCCUAUCCUCGGAGCACGUCCUGUCCGCGCCCCCGCCUGUCUCCAUACCGGCCCCAACCAUGGCCUACGCGAUACCUCCGCCGAUGGUUUUCUCGGCGCCCAGUGCACCUGUCCCGACUCAUCUUCAAGCUGCAGAGCUCCCUUCCUAUCCGUCUCUACAUCCUCACGUCGGCCUCUCCUACCAGGCGCCGCCCCCCAUAGACACCACCUUCCACGAACCGGGCACGCCGACUCAUGUAGCCCAGUUCGCCUCGCCGACGCAUUUCUUCCUGGAGGCUGACACCGAACAGGAACGAAGGCUCAAAAGGAUGGAAGAAACGAUAAGGGCCCUACAAGCGGGUGAUGCUCGUCUCGACGCGCGCUACGGCGACUGCAGCCUAUUCCCGGCUAUGCGGCUGCCCCCGAAGUUCAAGAUCCCGGAAUUCAAGACUUAUGAGGGCACGACGGAUCCGCGCCACCAUCUCCGCCUCUAUCGGGGGAAGAUGCUGCAAUAUUGGGAAUACGAGGAGUUUGCCGGGAAGAAGUUGGAUUUGGGCAUCAAGCUCGGAAGGAUGGAGGACCCCACCAGCAAAGGAGAUGAGUCGUCGAAGAAGGUCCCCGCGACAUCAUCGUCUUCAAGCGGGAGAAGGGGAAAGGAAGCUACGGUGAAUACCGUCAACAUGGCCCAACAGGUCCCUCAGCAAUAUUCAAUGAACUACACGGCGGCGCCUCCCACGGCCCCCUCCUACGCCCCGCAGGCACCUCAAUAUCGGCCUCAAGCCUCUACCCAACCAAUCUACUAUUCCGCACUACCGCCUCUACCCCCAUCUACGGUGCCCUCGCCUGUCGUCCACCAUUAUGCCCCUACUCCGUCCCAAGCCCCUCAAUACCAACCUCCAGUUCCUAGGACUUCUUAG